This is a messenger RNA of Mytilus trossulus (common blue mussel), 2974 nucleotides long. Its product is annotated as ubiquitin-conjugating enzyme E2 variant 2-like. The transcript has 4 exons. Bases 100 to 546 code for a protein of 148 amino acids. Gene Ontology annotation, cellular component: nucleus. The record is from RefSeq and is a predicted model, not a curated record. NCBI's taxonomy places the organism in Eukaryota, Metazoa, Mollusca, Bivalvia, Mytilida, Mytilidae. Gene Ontology annotation, biological process: protein K63-linked ubiquitination; DNA damage tolerance.
CUCCCAAACACAAAUAAUAUUCUACACCUGUGACGAAUAACACUCAUCCGGAUUCGCUCCAUUCCUAACUCGGUCCUGAUAUUACAUAUAGCAACCAUCAUGGCGGGUUCCACAGAUACAGUGAAAGUACCAAGAAAUUUUAAAUUAUUAGAUGAGUUAGAGACUGGACAGAAGGGUGUUAGUGACGGCACAAUAAGCUGGGGUUUAGAGAAUGAUGAUGAUAAUACAUUAACACACUGGACAGGAACAAUUAUAGGACCACCAAGGACACCAUUUGAAAGUAAAAUAUACACAUUAAAACUAACCUGUGGUGAAUACUAUCCAGACAAACCUCCAAUAGCUAGAUUUGUAUCCAAGUUAAAAAUGACAUGUGUACUUGAUUCUGGCCCUCAGACAGGUUUGGUUGAUUCCAGGAAGGUAGAUGCAUUAAGAAACUGGACACAUGAAUGCUCAAUUAAACAGAUUUUAAUGGAUAUCAGAAAACAAAUGACACUUAAAGAAAAUUUUAAAUUCUCUCAACCACCAGAAGGAACUAGUUUUAGUUAAAUGAAAUCUUUUCUUGUUUGGUUUUCCUAGAUACUGAUGGGGUGUGUAAUUAAUGCCAAGGUCUGAUCUAGUCAUGGCAACUAUUUGGAAGGGAGGUAACCAUGGCUUAACUAACAGAUUGUCUCCCCAUUAUUUGCUAAGUUAGUGAAAGCUUUACAAGUUAAGAGUAUAUACCUUAUGGCAAAAAUCUUUCUUCCAAAUAGUUACAGAGAAGGAUCGAUUAAGUGCUAUGAUGAAUAUUUUUGGAAGCUCACCUACAUUGAAACUGUAAAACAACUAAGAAAAAGAAAGGAUAACAUUGAUUUUUAUGUAAAUCCAUAGUUACAGUAAUAUAAUGAUAAAAAAAAUAGUUUUUUUUAGACGUUUGCUGUAAUUGUUCCUUUUCGAAACCAAUUACAUGCUCAUAUGUAGAUGAACUUCCCAAAUAUAGUCUUUCUUUAAUGUAGUUGUAUGUAUAUUGCGGUAGAAAUAAAGGAAAAUCAUAACAAAAAUUGUAUGAAUCAUAAUUAUUGCUGACAAUGAAGAAGGACAACUUCUAUUAUUGAUGCUAAGAUAUAUUUUCCUAGCUGUACUAAAGAAUGUUUCUUAUUAAACAUAUCUCAAGAUAUAAAAAAAAUUUGAAAAAAAUAUAUUAACCUUCAUGUAGUUCUGUUCCUUUGUUGUCGACCGUUUCACUUGCAAGUUUUUUACUUAUGCCACUUCACCAUUUUGAUUUUGGAUAGCCUUCAACACAAAUUUUUAGAUUGUUUUUCAACCUGAUGAAAUUCAAUGCUGGUUAAAAUUUGACUUUAAGUAAAUUUUCCAAUUUCUUGUUAAAAGUCAGAAUAAUUUAUGUGUUUAUGCAUAACAAGAUCAGUAUUUUUAAUUUAUUUUGCAUAAAUAUUCAGGGUUUAAAUAAACUACAAAUAAUGUUACUUAUUAGUGACUUAUUAUGACAUAUUUCUUGCUUUAAAAUGAGUAUGUAUUUGAGAUUACUGAUAUUUUGUAUGUACAUGUAAUAUUAAUUUUCCAGUACAUAUGUUUUAUGUGCCACUGUUGUAAAAAGCAUCACAAAAGUAUUUCUCUAGCAAUUUUCACUAAAAGCUUACAAUGUCAUUUAUAGGAUAAAUGGACAACAAAAUUUCAUUUUUUUUAACGUAAAAAGUUUUAAGGAUUGGGAAAAUUGGUUUUUAUUUUUUCUGAUUUUGCUUAAAUAAAAUAGUUUGGCAACAAAAUUAUCAAGUAUAUUUUCAAAUCAUUUAUUCUUGGUCCCCAUUUGUCUUUAAAACUUGAGUUGAUUUUUUUUUAGAAUUAGAAACACAUGCACAUAGAUAAGUAUCCCUUAGGAAAGAGCAUAACUUAAACAAUUGAUUCUAUUUGAUAAUUAGCAUGAUAAAUUUAUAGUCUCAUUAAAUACAUUUUUGAAUAAUUAUAUUGUCAUUAAUUUUCUUAUUAUUUCCGAAAGACAUCUGUAAACUUAUCAGAAUAAGGAAUGUUUGAAGUAAGAUUUUUUUCUGCUAUAAUUGUACUUAAACUUUGCAAUGUAAAUGCUUAAACUUACUUCAGAUAUUUUAUUUCUGAAACUAAAUAAAUCUAGUGUAAAAAUCACCCUACAGUAAAUUAAACAACGGCUAUUAAUUAGCCUACAUUGUAUUUUGGAAGAACUUUUAUUUGUUGAUUUAGAUUUUCAUUGUUUGUUAAAAAUUAUUGCUUUUGAAUUCUUUGUUUCAGACUGAUUAUUUAUAAUAAACCAAUGGAAAAUAUGCAUUUUUUGGUAUUAAAAUUUGUAUUUUUGACUAACCAUGAAAACUAUGAAAGAAAAUUGUACUCUUAUUAAUUGAAGUAUUUCCUUUUCCUAAUACUUAAUGCUGCAAGUUUGAUCAUAAUAUCUUUAGAUUAGACAUUGCUAGAAUCUUUAACACUUGAAUUGAUAUGAUUGAAUCUUUAAUAAAAUAUCAUUAAGGAUGUACUUAGGUCAGAUUAAGUAAUUUUUGUUAGAUGUCAAAGGUCAUUUACCAAAAUUUAAGCAGAAUCUUGAUUUAUAUAUUUUCGAUUUGAGACCCAAAUAAUACUAGUGCAAAUAUAAGAUAAAGAGUCACCCCUUCCCAACAUUUUUCAAGAUCUUGUAAAAAGAGUUUCAUUACCUAUUUAUAUAUUUAUCUGACUUUGUUCCUUAACUAAUGCUUUUCUGACUUAUAGUAUCAGUUUUAAAAUCCAGAUUUAUUUAAAAUCACCUAAGUACAUCCUUAACAUGUAAUUCAUAACACCUGUAUAGAGAUACCUGUAGUUCUGUAUCAGUAUUAUUUAAGGGGAGAUCACUCCAUUAAUUUGUCUAGCUUUGUAAACUCUUUGUAGGGAAUGUAGGUUGAAUGUCUGAACAUCAUAUGCAUUCCUUAUUUCACUUUUUGCUUGAUAUGUUUGAAAAUAAACUGUACAUUCAAUUCAUUAA